Molecule: messenger RNA, 5737 nt
Organism: Mustela lutreola (European mink)
Lineage: Eukaryota; Metazoa; Chordata; Mammalia; Carnivora; Mustelidae
Gene: ZCCHC2
Product: zinc finger CCHC-type containing 2
Exons: 14
Coding region: 127-3693 (1188 amino acids)
Molecular function (GO): zinc ion binding; phosphatidylinositol binding; nucleic acid binding
Source: RefSeq, a predicted model, not a curated record
CCUCCCCCGGCGGCAUGGAGGGGCCCCGCUCCUGACGGCCGCGCCGCCGCCUCGGCCCCCGCCCCCCCUCCCGGCCCCGCCCGCCUGCCCGCCCCCGCUCGCAUGUCCGCGCCGCCUUAGCCGAGGAUGCUGAGGAUGAAGCUGCCGCUGAAGCCGACGCACCCCGUGGAGCCGCCGCCCGAGGCGGAGGAGCCCGAGGCAGACGCACGGCCGGGCGCAAAGGCGCCGCCGCGUCGCCGCCGAGACUGCCGUCCCCCGCCGCCGCCGCCCGCGGGCCCGCCGCGGGGCCCCCCGCCGCCGCCGCCACCACCGCCGCCGCCUCCGCCGCCGCCCCGGGGGCUAGGGCAGCCUGUUGCUGGCGGAGCAGCGGCGGGGGCGGGCAUGCCGGGCGGCGGCGGAGGCGGCGGGCCCGCGGCGGCGCUGCGCGAGCAGGAACGAGUGUACGAGUGGUUUGGGCUGGUGCUGGGCUCGGCGCAGCGUCUGGAGUUCAUGUGCGGGCUGCUGGACCUGUGCAACCCGCUGGAGCUGCGCUUCCUCGGCUCGUGCCUGGAGGACCUGGCACGCAAGGACUACCACUACCUGCGCGACUCAGAGGCCAAGGCCAACGGCCUCUCGGACCCGGGGCCGCUGGCCGAUUUUCGAGAGCCGGCCGUGCGCUCGCGCCUCAUCGUCUACCUGGCGCUGCUGGGCUCGGAGAACCGUGAGGCCGCCGGCCGCCUGCACCGCCUCCUGCCCCAGGUGGACUCGGUGCUCAAGAGCCUGCGCGCGGUUCGGGGUGAGGGUUCGCGGGGAGGCGUGGAGGACGAGCCCGGCGAGCGCGGGGAGGACGGCGAAGGCGAGGAGGACGCAGAGAAGGACGGUUCCGGCCCGGAAGGCAGCGGCGCCGAGCCCCGGCCCGGCGGCGGGUUGGGCUUCAGGGCCCAGGAGGAACUGCUGCUGCUCUUCACCAUGGCUUCGCUGCACCCGGCGUUCUCCUUCCACCAGCGGGUCACCCUGAGGGAGCACCUGGAGAGGCUCCGCACUGCGCUCCGCGGGGGCCCCGAGGACGCAGAGGUGGAGGUGGAGCCGUGCAACUUUGCCAGCCCCCGGGCCCAGAACGAUUCUGCUCAUGGUGAUUACACGCCAAGUAAUGAGGCCAGUUUACUAGAACAAGCCCCAAUACCUCACGAUGGACUUCCUGUGGCACCUCAUAGAACCCAGCGAGAAGCUGUGCACAUUGAGAAGAUAAUGUUGAAAGGAGUCCAGAGAAAAAGGGCUGACAAGUACUGGGAGUACACGUUCAAAGUAAAUUGGUCUGAUCUUUCAGUCACAACAGUAACAAAAACCCACCAAGAACUACAGGAAUUUCUACUGAAGCUCCCAAAGGAAGUGUCUUCAGAGACUUUUGACAAGACCAUCUUAAGAGCCCUGAAUCAGGGCUCAUUGAAAAGGGAAGAACGGCGACAUCCUGACCUAGAGCCCAUCCUAAGGCAGCUAUUUUCCACGUCCUCCCGAGCUUUCCUGCAGAGUCGGCGGGUGCACAGCUUCUUCCAGGCCGGACCGGCCGACCCCCUGCACAGCCUCAAUAACUUACAGUCCUCUCUGAAGACUUCUAAAAUCUUAGAACACUUAAAGGAAGACAGUUCGGAAGCUUCAAGUCAAGAAGAAGACGUGUUACAGCACACCAUAAUCCACAAGAAACACCCCGGGAAAAGUCCCCUCGUGAACACUAUUGGUACAAGUUGUUCUCCAUUGGAUGGGCUCACCAUGCAAUAUUCCGAACAGAAUGGAAUCGUGGAUUGGAGGAAGCAGAGCUGUACCACCAUUCCGCACCCGGAGCACUGUGUGGCCUUAGCUGAUCAGCAUUCAACUGAGAAACAAGGCUUAUCGUCAAUAAAUAAGAAGAAAGGAAAGCCACAAAUAGAAAAGGAGAAAAUGAAGAAAACUGACAACAGAUUGAAUAGUAGAAUAAAUGGUAUUAGACUCUCUACUUCUCAACAUGCCCAUGGUGGUUCUUUGAAAGAUGUGAAUUUGGACAUUGGAUCUGGACAUGACACAUGUGGAGAAACCUCUUCAGAGAGUUACAGUUCUCCUUCUAGCCCACGACAUGAUGGAAGAGAAAGCUUUGAAAGUGAAGAAGAAAAAGACAGAGACACAGACAGCAAUUCUGAGGAUUCUGGGAAUCCGUCAACAACCAGGUUUACAGGCUAUGGUUCUGUCAACCAGACCGUCACUGUCCAGCCACCUGUUCAGAUUGCUUCAUUAGGAAGCGACAACGGAGGCCUUUUAGAAGAUCCCCUAACCGCACCCAAGUAUCAGCAUAUUUCUUUUAUGCCAACUUUACACUGUGUCAUGCACAAUGGUGCCCAGAAGUCUGACGUUGUUGUUCCUCCACCCAAAUCUGCUGAUGGCAAGACAAUAGGGAUGCUCGUUCCCAGUCCUGUUGCUAUUUCCGCAAUAAGGGAAUCCACAAAUUCUACCCCUGUUGGAAUCCUGGGGCCAGCAGCUUCUACUGGAGAAUCCGAAAAACACCUUGAAUUACUGGCUUCCCCUUUACCUCUUCCGUCAGCCUUCCUCCCCCACAGCAGCGCCCCCGCUUUACACCUCACAAUCCAGAGGCUAAAGUUGCCACCCCCACAGGGGUCUUCAGAGAGUUGCCCAGUUAACAUCCCACAGCAGCCCCCCGCGAGUCUGAGCAUUGGAUCACCAAACACUGCCUUUCUUCCUGUCCACAGCCCAGGUAGUUUUCCGGGAUCUCCUGUUGCUACCACGGACCCCAUCACAAAAUCUGCAUCCCAGGUGGUAGGACUCAAUCAAAUGGUGCCUCAAAUCGAGGGAAACACGGGGACCGUCCCUCAGCCUACCAAUGUGAAGGUAGUUCUUCCAGCAGCCGGCCUGUCAGCCGCCCAGCCACCAGCUUCCUACACCUUGCCCGGCUCGCCCCUCGCCGCCAGCGUGCUGCCCAGCCAGAGCUCCAGCGUGCUCAGCCCGGCGGCCACGUCGGCCCCGUCGGCGGGGGCGGGCCUCAGCCAGGCCCCGCCCGCCGGGCCGCCCGCCGUCCCCACCCACACCCCGGGCCCCGCCCCCAGCCCGAGCCCCGCUUUGACACACAGCACUGCGCAGAGUGACAGCACGUCCUACAUCAGUGCGGUGGGAAACACGAACGCUAACGGGACGGUGUUGCCGCCGCAGCAGGUGGGCUCGGGCCCUUGCGGUUCGUGCGGGCGCAGGUGCAGCUGCGGGACCAACGGGAGCCUGCAGCUGAACAGCUACUACUAUCCCAACCCGAUGCCCGGACCGAUGUACCGAGUCCCGUCGUUCUUCACUCUGCCGUCCCUCUGCAAUGGCAGCUACCUCAACCAAGCACAUCAGAGCAACGGAAACCAACUUCCUUUCUUUCUGCCUCAGACUCCGUACGCAAACGGGCUGGUGCAUGACCCGGUCAUGGGGAGCCAAGCCAACUACGGCCUGCAGCAGAUGGCGGGCUUCGGGAGGUUCUAUCCCGUCUACCCGGCACCGAACGUAGUUGCCAACACGAGCGCUUCGGGGCCCAAGAAGAACGGGAACGUGUCAUGUUACAACUGUGGCGUGAGCGGACACUACGCACAGGAGUGCAAGCAGUCGUCCAUGGAGGCCAGUCAACAAGGCACUUACAGACUGAGAUACGCACCUCCCCUCCCCCCUUCUAAUGAUACGUUGGAUUCUGCAGACUGAAACAAGUAAAGCUUGACUGCUUAAUACCCUGACGUGUUGGGGAGUCAUGGUGGGGUGUGGAGGGGAGGAAAGGAAAGGUAUUUUGUUUGUGUUUCUUUGUCUAUACAUUUCCUAGAUUUCUAUGCAGUUGGGACUUUUCAUUUCUCUUGUACCGAUGUCCAAAACAAAAAAGAUGCAUUGCUUUUGAGCCUCUGGUCUCCUGGUUCAACAACAGGCUUAUCUGUAUGAUACAUGUCAUUUAAACCUCCAGACAAACUAUCAAAAGGAAAAGGUUUGCUUUUUUUUUUUUUUUUUACACUGAAUACUUGCUGUGUGCAAUGUUUACUGAAUCUUUAAAACUGUGUAUUUGACCUUUUUUUACAACACUGGUGAUAGUCAUAUGGUUUUGAAAAAGAGAAACUUUGCUUCUUCUGCACUCUUCUCACUUUCACCCUAAAGGACACACAUCACCCCGCCACCCUCCUUCCAGUGACCCGUGGCCAGGGCAGUUGGCCAUGCAUCGGUCUACACUUCCAUGACCUGCCCUUCCUAUAAAUUGAGGGUGGAAUGUUUCACCUUCCUGUGAAAGGACACAUCAAGUCCCCUGAACUGUGUGUAUAUAUGUCCCAAACAGCAUCCCGUAAACACAUAUAUGCAGUGCUUGUGGUCCAAAUUAAAAUUAAAGUUAGUGGAAGAGAGUGGAAGAAGUAAAACCAUAUGAAACAAAAAAAAUACGAAAUCUGAAGAGGACAAAGAGCUUUUUCUUAUAAAAAAGAAAAUAAUAAUAAAAAAAUAAAAACAAAACAAAAAACCCAAAAAACUUUUUACUUCAUCAUACUUUUUUAGCCUGUUGCUUCAGAGAGACAUAAUAAAGUAAACAAACUAGUGUGAGUGUUGUUCUGUGUGCCUGUGUGUAAUGAAAGUCGACAGCCGAUCUUAUUUGUAGUCUACCACUGUGUCGUGCUAAAGAGACACUACCUGAGUAAAGAGUUCUUCUUUUCUCACACCAACUGUAGCAGUGUUACGUUGUGUUUAAAAAUGUGUAUGGUUUAUUGCAAUCUGAGCAGAAGCUGUGGUUUCUGCAAAAGUCAGGUUUGUUCCCUAACCCAUCUCUCGUAGCAAAGUCACUUUGAUAAGUUUACCACUAUGCUUAAUUAUAAUGUGAAAGACUGAAUUCUGAGUGUGUAAAGAUGGUAUUAAUCAUGUCAGUGUCAUGUCACUAAGUUUAAUGCUGCUGUUUUUAAAAAAAAACUUUUUUUUAAAGCCAAUCUAUGUACUAAAUUGCUUCCAGGUAAUUUUUGAUUUCCUAAAGUGCACUGAGAUUAUCUGGAAGACUGGGUGUAUUUUUGGAACUGCUGCGUUCAACAGCAGUGAGCAACUACCACUGUAUAGUCUGAGAUAGGGUCGGGCCGGUUUCGUUUUCCCAUUCCUCAGUACAGAGCAGAAGGGAUAGGUUUUUGUUGUGUGGAGUAACGUCGGUGUACAGCAGAGGGACUUAAAUAUUUGGUCUUGGUGCAGAAGCCUAACAGAUUGCUAGAUAAAAGGAAAAACUUGAAGACAAAAGAAGCUUCAUUUAAUGCUUCCUAGGUAGCAUUUAUAUUUAUAGCAGCAAUGUACAUUUUGAAACUAAUUUUCAGGGUGGGAGCUAAAGGGGAAAGGGGCGGGGGAUGCAGGGGUAGAUGAAAGCUUUAAUUUAAAAAGAAAAGUUCAAGUAAAGGAAAUUAUUUUGAUUAAAUAUAUUUUAUUUGAUCUGGGUAUUUUUGGACCACAUUAUUAAAUUAAUUGUUAAGCUGCAGUUGAGUUGUUCCGGUGAGAGUUUUGAUAAGCCACGUGCGGACCGCAUUGUGAAUCCCUUGCCAGUUGUACUUCAUGGAGCUUAUUUUAUGAUUUAAAAUACUGUACUGUACAUAGGAGGUAUGUUACCUUCUCCUUAUUUGUAUGUUUACCAUAUACUUUGAUAUUUGAAAUGUUAUGUACUGGAAAGGCCACUUAUAUUUCUAGAACAGAUUGGAUUUUAUGCAACCCUUUUUCCUUGAAUUAACAGCAAUAAAAAAAAUGAAAAACA